AUGCGGCGGGCGAAGGGCUUCCCCGGAUCGCCCCCCGCCGCCGCCGCCUGCCUGCCGCCUCCUCCUACUCUCCGGCUCUCGCUGCUGCUGCUGCUGCUGGUACUGCUGCUGGCCUCGUGGCCGGCCCGCUGCAGCCGAAGCUGCCCGGAGAAAGAGCUGGAACGGCGGGAGGAGGAAGCCAACGUCGUCCUCACCGGCACGGUGGAGGAGAUCCUCAACGUCGACCCGGUGCACCAGACCUACUCCUGCAAGGUGAGGGUGUGGAGGUACCUGAAGGGGAAAGACGUGGUGACUCACGAGAUCCUCCUGGAUGGCGGGAACAAGGUGAUGAUUGGGGGGUUUGGAGACCCCUUAAUCUGCGACAACCAGGUCUCCACAGGGGACACCCGGAUUUUCUUCGUUAAUCCCGCCCCACACUACAUGUGGCCCACGCACAAGAACGAACUGAUGCUCAACUCCAGCCUGAUGAGGAUUACGUUGCGCAACCUGGAAGAGGUGGAACACUGCGUGGAAG
Messenger RNA from Protobothrops mucrosquamatus (brown spotted pit viper), 514 nucleotides. Its product is annotated as agrin-like. The annotation marks the transcript as partial. Gene Ontology annotation, molecular function: laminin binding. Gene Ontology annotation, biological process: receptor clustering; G protein-coupled acetylcholine receptor signaling pathway. The transcript is spliced from 2 exons. The record is from RefSeq and is a predicted model, not a curated record. NCBI's taxonomy places the organism in Eukaryota, Metazoa, Chordata, Lepidosauria, Squamata, Viperidae.